This is a messenger RNA of Lodderomyces beijingensis, 1350 nucleotides long. The record is from the annotation of a GenBank genome assembly. Lineage: Eukaryota; Fungi; Ascomycota; Pichiomycetes; Serinales; Debaryomycetaceae.
AUGACCAGGAACAAGAACAAGAACUCAAAGAGGCAAUUAUUUAGGAAACAAAAAAUAGUGCCGGAGGAUAGAGAGUUGGCGUUGGAGCGAUUUCGCGGCAUAUACGAGGCUUUGGAUUCCGAUACUUCACCAAAGCUCUUGCCGUUACUGCACAAUGAACAGCAGAUUUCGUCUCUUCUACAAACGAUAGUCGAUUCUUACGCGGCUGCGCAGGAAACCGAAUGGAAGAAAAACCCAUAUAUCUCACGCACAGGGACUAGGAACGCACUUUUAUCAACGAUUCGUGAUGUGUUUACGCGGUCGGCGAUUUUGUUUAGCCUUGACGUUGAAGCUUGGGAGCGAGAUGCAAACGUUGUCACCGAGAUUGGACUAGCCAUCUACGACCCAACAAGGGGGCUUUCUCGCGGGCUCCAUGGCGCUGUGUUUGAAAUAACCCCCACCAUAAAGCAGUUGCAUAUUCGAAUAAAGGAACACUGUGACUUAACUAAUGGAGCAUAUGUGCCGAACCACGUGGACAAAUUCAACGGUGGCACAACAUUGCUUCUCUCAAAAUACGAGGCUGCCGUGUUUUUGCAGUCCAUGAUUGACUAUUUCUUUGACGAGGAAGAAAAAGAAGAGGGGGAGGCAGUUGACGUAAAUUGCAAGAACAAGAGGCACAAGAACACUUAUUUGGUAGGGCAUGAUAUUCAAGGAGACGUCAAGUGGUUGUCAAACAUGGGCAUUGAGUUUCCCGCAAAAUACCUGUGUAUUGAUACUAUGAAACUCAUGAGAAUCUCGCACGGCAAACCUUCACUCGGACUAGCCAGGUCGCUCCAGUUCUGCGACAUCUCCCACAAUUUUCUUCACAAUGCGGGAAAUGACGCAUACUACACACUACUACUUGCCUUGAAGCUUUGCGACCCGUAUCUGAGAUUGCUGAAAAACUUGGAUGUUUUUGUGGGGAAGGAGAUGACUGCGGAGGAAAUUGAACUAAAGAAAGCAGAGAAAGAAGGCAAGAGGAUGGCCAGGAUAGCUAGACGUCAAGGAAAGAUUGAAAAGGAGAAAAGUGAGGCUACAGAAGGCGGUGAAGUAGAGGUGGAAGAAAAGACAAGAAUAGAGAAGAAGGAGAAGGAGGAGGAGGAGACGGAGCAACUGCGAUUGAAUCGCAAGAAGGAGAAGGAAGCCAGCGAGAAAUUGAAAAUUGAAAAAGCCAGAGCAAGACGGCAAGAGCAAAGGAUCAAGAUCUUGACUUGCAACGACGCCGAGUUGAAGGUUGUAAAUUCUGCCCUCGAGGCCACGUUUUUUUGUUUUGGCAAAAUGAUACCCUCACAAGAAGAUGUUAUGGAUGAGACCCUGGAACAAGAAAUCUGA